UCUAUGCGAGUGCUUUGAAAUGGCGUUGCUCCAUCACAAAUGUCUGUAUUUCUGAGUUGUUUAUAGUAACAGUGCUCAUGUAGUGGUCUUUUAAUCUUUUCAAACCCUGCAAUAUACAUUUUGUGACUUAACCUACACACCUGGAUAUCAUUUGUAGGGGAAAAAGACAAUGCAGUAAGGGCUGUUUUUGAAUACUUUGCGCUGCAUAAUAAGGCCUCAUCGAUCCUCAGUCUUUCGUAAGGAUUUCAACCGAUUUCGAAUGCUUGGCCGGUGGCCUCUCUGCAGCAAUCGGACAGUUUAAAUCCCGGUGCCUAAUCAUGGCGAAUACAAUGCACCAUGUGUGACAGAAAGCAGUGGGCUAGGCACCUAUUCCAAGUGAAGUGACACACCACAGUUAACCUGUUACUGGCACUGCACUGUGCUGCUUCAGUACAAACGCCAUUUGAACCAUAUAUUUUUUUUCAGAGCUCAAUGCAACCGUAAACUAAUUCUAAUUGCAAACUAGUGUCGUGCUGCCAUAUUCACAGAGUAGAUUUAAGCCUAACUGUCAGUCAGUUUACACUCCCAGUAUGGCGUCUGUUCCAGUGUACUGCCUGUGUCGCCUGCCCUACGAUGUCACACGCUUUAUGAUCGAGUGUGACAUAUGUCAAGACUGGUUCCAUGGAAGUUGUGUUGGAGUGGAGGAAGACAAAGCAGCAGAGAUUGACCUGUACCACUGUCCCAACUGUCAGGUCACCCAUGGGCCCUCUGUCAUGAGGAAGCGGCGUGGAGGUACCAAGCAGGCUGAUGCUGGAGGAAGAGAAACUUCUGGUCGACCGGUAAAGACAGGCAGCCCACAGUUUGUCAGGGAGCUACGAAGCCGAACCUUUCCAAGUGCUGAUGAGGUAUUGUUAAAGCCGUCGGGGGCCCAGCUGACAGUGGAGUUCCUGGAGGAGCGCUCGUUCAGUGUUCCUGUCAUGGUCCUCAGGAGGGACGGCCUGGGCAUGAACCUGCCCCCGGGGAACUUCGGAGUCAACGACGUAGAGCACUACAUCGGUCCGGACAGGGAGAUUGAUGUGAUUGACGUGUCUCGCCAAGCUGACCUGAAGAUGCGCCUAGGAGACUUUGUGGAGUACUACAACAGCCCCAACAGAGACCGAGUCCUCAACGUCAUCAGCUUAGAGUUCUCUGAGACCAGGCUGUCAAAUUUGGUGGAGACUCCGAAGAUAGUGAGGAAGCUGUCGUGGGUGGAGAACCUGUGGCCUGAGGAGUCCGUGUUUGAGCGGCCCAACGUCCAGAAAUACUGCCUCAUGGGGGUCAAGGACAGCUACACAGACUUCCACAUCGACUUCGGAGGUACCUCUGUCUGGUACCAUGUACUACGGGGUGAGAAGAUCUUCUACCUGAUCUCCCCCACGCCAGCCAACCUUGCCUUGUUUGAGCGCUGGAGCUCCUCGUCCAAUCAGAACGAGAUGUUCUUCGGGGACCAGGUGGACAUGUGCUACAAGUGCUCUGUCAAACAGGGGAACACGCUCUUCAUCCCAACAGGAUGGAUCCAUGCUGUACUGACUCCUGUGGACUGCGUGGCUUUCGGAGGGAAUUUCCUACACAGUCUCAACAUUGACAUGCAGCUCCGAGCGUAUGAAAUAGAGAAGAGGUUGAGUACAGCCGACCUGUUCAGUUUCCCAAACUUUGAGACUGUGUGCUGGUAUGUUGGCAAGCACCUGCUUGACACAUUCAGAGGUCUGAGAGAGAACCGCAGACACCCUGCUACCUACCUGGUCCACGGAGCCAAAGCCCUCAACAACGCUUUCCGCACCUGGACACGCAAAGAGUCGCUGACUGACCACGAGGUGGAGAUUCCAGAGACCAUUAAGACUCAGCAGCUGGUCAAGGACCUGGCCAAGGAGAUACGACUGGUGGAGGACAUCUUCCAGCAAGGCCGUCCUGCGGCUCCUUUCACCUCUACACAGGGCUUCCCCUCGCCCCUCCCCAAAGCCUCCCCUCUAGCCGUCUCCCAGAGCCCUGGCCGCCCCCCGGGGAAGAAGAGAGGCCCCAAACCCAAGGAUGUGUCCCCCAGCCCCAAAAAGAAGGGCCAAAAGGGCUUAAUGAAAGAGGCAGGAGAGCUGGACCUCCUGGAGAUCCACACCAAACACACACUGAAGAAAUGCCAAUCUGGUAACAAGAAAAACAAGAACAAGUUUGAGCUACCCUUGGAGGAGUUCCAGGGGAAAAUGAGCAAGAGCAAACUGAAGCUGGUGCUGACCAACGGCAAAAUACAGGGGAAGAAGGGUGGUCGUUCAGGUGGCAGUAACAGUGCCGGCCGUGCACCUCACUUCCAGCACCAUGCUAUGGGAGGGUCUGCCCUGUCAGACUUUGAGUCAGAGGACGAGCUACAGAUUGACGAGACACCUCCUCCACGACGCAAGGCUGGGGGAUCCAGCAAGAAGAAACUAAUUGGUCUUCCUAGGAAGCUGCCGAGGGCUAAGCCAUGCUCUGACCCACAUCGCAUCAGAGAACCAGGAGAGGUGGACUUUGACAUUGAGGAGGACUACACCACAGAUGAGGAGGAGACCAUGACUGUCCAUGGCGUGAAGGGUGGAGCAGGGGGAAUCCUGGACCUGCUGAAAGCCAGCAAACAGGUGGCAGGGCUGGACUCUGCACUCAGUGAGGAAGCCCCAGCCUCUCCCAGCACGCGAGAUGCCAUCCAGGGCAUGCUCUCCAUGGCCAACCCUCCAUCUUCUUCCUCCUCCUCCUCUUCCUCCUCUUCCUCCCCUCGGUCUGUCUCCGGGGGGCUUUCUGAGGGCCUGGGCAUGGUCAAAGAGAAAGGAGGGCGGGCCGUGUGGGUGACAGGAGCCAAUAAGAGCAGAGGGGGAGGAGCCUCCAAAGAGAAGACAACAUUCCAACGCCCUGGGAAGCGGCCUGUCAAGCGGCCAGCCCGUCACCUUAGCGACGAGGACAGCCCAGACGAGCAGGAAACUCUGGGCACCUGUUUUAAAGACGCCGAGUAUGUCUAUCCCUCCCUAGAGUCUGAUGAGGAGGACCAUGCCAACAAGGCCAAGAUGAAGAGGAAGAAAAACUGGGACGACACUCCUUGGAGCCCCAAAGCCCGGGUAACCCCCACCCUGCCAAAACAGGAGCGCCCAGUGAGGGAGGGGGCCAGAGUGGCGUCUGUAGAGACUGGCCUUGCUGCAGCUGCUGCCAAACUGGCACAACAGGAGAUCCAGAAACCCACCAAGAGGAAGUACACCAAAAAGCCCCGCCCCGUUGCCCCACCACAGCCACCUCCUCAGGCUGAGCCGUCCCCUCCCUCCCCCCCUCUAGCCCCGGAGCCUCCCACCCCUGACUUAAGCCCUGAGCAGAGGGUGGAGUGCUACUCUGCCAGCCUACUGGACCAUGAGUACACGGCGGGCCCUGGGGGCCCCAGAGGGAGUGCGGCUAUGGCUCCUGGGGUGUUCCUCACCUCCAGACGACCCUCCCUCUCCCCCCAGAACAGCAGCACUUACUCCCCCUCUGCAGCCUCCCCCGCUGGGCUAGCUAGCCCCGGCAGCGCUGGAGCUGGUGGAGGGAAACGUCCAAAGAAAGGACUUGCAACAGCAAAACAGAGACUAGGAAAGAUUCUGAAAAUACACCGCAAUGGGAAGCUUCUCCUGUGAGAGGUGCUUCGGGGGAUAUGGACGGAUGGAGGACAGAUGGAUGUAAAUUAAAGAGGACCUGAAAGACAUGACUGCUAUAAGAGAGACUGUUUAUAUUUUUUAAUCUAUAAUUCAAUUUUUUUUCAUUUGGUAUCUUCACCUGCACCUGUCAUCCACUCAUGUUCUCACUCUAUACCCCUUUCCAGUCCUCUUAAUAAUUCAGAAUAGAUUGAAUUUAUAUUUUGUAGCGCUGAAGUAGUCAGCAUUCUGCUUUCACAUUUGGUAUUAUUCAUACUUUGAUAUAUAUACACACACACACACACUACCGUUAAACAUUUUCCCUGUUUUUGAAAGAAAAACACUUUUUUUUGUCCAUUAAAAUA
This is a messenger RNA of Salvelinus namaycush (lake trout), 3997 nucleotides long. RefSeq names its product histone lysine demethylase PHF8-like. Bases 570 to 3635 code for a protein of 1021 amino acids. Gene Ontology annotation, biological process: regulation of transcription by RNA polymerase II; protein demethylation. Gene Ontology annotation, molecular function: transcription coregulator activity; histone demethylase activity. NCBI's taxonomy places the organism in Eukaryota, Metazoa, Chordata, Actinopteri, Salmoniformes, Salmonidae. The record is from RefSeq and is a predicted model, not a curated record. The transcript has 21 exons.